This is a messenger RNA of Trypanosoma theileri, 777 nucleotides long. RefSeq lists its product as uncharacterized. The transcript has a single exon. The record is from RefSeq and is a predicted model, not a curated record. NCBI's taxonomy places the organism in Eukaryota, Euglenozoa, Kinetoplastea, Trypanosomatida, Trypanosomatidae. Bases 1 to 777 code for a protein of 258 amino acids.
AUGCCAAAUCCAUAUUUGGGAAAUGAUGAUGCGGCUCGCUAUGUAGAGUACUAUGCCUCCCCUCGUAUGCAGAGAGACUCCGUCCGGCGGCUUUACAACACCGGCAUGGAGCGUCGCCGUGAGUCGCUGCGUCGGGCGGAAGAGGCAUUAUACCCAACCAGGCCAACCACUUAUCGUUCACAGAAACAUAUAGAGGAUUACGUGAAUGAGAUGGUCUAUGCAGAGAUGUUUCGGCGUCAGAAGAAACUUGCAGAGUUGGAAUGGGAUUUAUACAAACCUUCACCAACGCGGUAUCUAACAGGUAGAGAACUUGAGGUACAUGUACAACACAUGUAUGAUCAACAAAUACGACGCAAACAACGGAGAGAACGAGAAUUAAAACUUCGUAUGGGGAUUAUAAACUCUGAAGGUGAUGAAAUAUCAGUAAAGCAACACCGUACUGUACAGGAACGGGAUAAAAACCGAGAACUUGAAGAGAAUUGGCGUCCACCAUCAGCGCAUAUAAAGUAUAAUGAUGGUGAACAGUUAUUAGUGUCGGAGUUGGCUGCUAUUCACUGUGAAAGGGCUGUCCCGACGUCAUUUUCUUCUAAUACGACUACUCCGGUACGAACACCAAGUCGUCAUGUUGAUCCCGGGCGUCUAGAGUUACUUGCAAAACCGCUGCGAGUAACGCCAAAAGUUCGUAAAGAAGAUCCAUUAAUACCUCCAUUUCGCGUAUUCGGAGAUGUCCCGAAGUCGCGUGUGAAUAGACGAAGAAGCACCUCUGUGUCCUUUUGA